Messenger RNA from Aureobasidium musti, 1791 nucleotides. The record is from the annotation of a GenBank genome assembly. Lineage: Eukaryota; Fungi; Ascomycota; Dothideomycetes; Dothideales; Saccotheciaceae.
AUGGAGUCUGCUCAGGAUCAGCUGUGCACUUUAGCAGCGCAGUUCGCAAGUCUGGUCGGUCUAGGCGACCAUUCGGAUCUUGAGCUUCAGAGAAAUCUGGCAAUCUGCACGGCUGACGCUUUGAAACGAGAGCUAGUCCGACGCGGCGCAAUCCAGCCUGAUCAUCCACCUACCAUCUGGGAAGGAGGCCACGAACUCGACUCACUGGAACAACCAGCCAUCAACACACUGAAUCCGGCUACUGUUGAGAAUGACGAGGUUAUGCAUGACCGCCCGGACGUUGAUGAAGAAGAUGUCGAUAUGUCUGAGAAUGCAGAUCAAAUCUACGUGCGUGGGUUGUCUCAGGAGUCCUUUGCCAUCGAGCUGCACAAGCGUAUCUUGGACGCGUUUGAAGACAACAACGACAGGACAGUCAACCCUCAGUUCAAGGCCACACUUCCGAUGGUCAAGGACUUAGGACAGUUGAUAGUCAAGGCGCUGAUAACAUACUGGGACAAGGAACUUCGCCAGGCCGAAUCGGCUGUGGCUGCCGCAGGUGAAUNNCCGCCUCAGACGCUGAGCCUGGCAGGGUACUGUCACGAACCUACCUUCAAGGUGGCCGAUCUCAAUGGUACUGUGAAGAGCAUCAAGGGCAUUGUGCCGGACCAAAGAGACAUGGCAUACGCGAGACAAGGUAUGAAGUCCUGGGUCUGGCCACUCAUCGAAAAGUACUGCAUCAACACCGAGCACAGCAUGGAAGUGGAGAUUGGGAACGAAGAGCUCAUAUACAUGGCGCUGGGUGAAAAAUUCCCCAAGGGAUAUGGAGACUACAGACUUACCCAGCAGGACAUUGAGUCUCACGGCUUGCUCUAUGAACGCCCUGAACAGGACGGCAUCAACAAAGGUUAUUCCGCCAGCAGAUGGCGUAGCCGCCGCAGAAGCUACUACAAGUGCCUGGCAUGGUUACGCGAGCAAGGUCACAGCUGGUUGUUCAUGGUCAAUGUCAAGAACCUGGACUCCACCUUUGGCAAGAUCAGUGAUCCGGAAGUGACCUUGCGACCUUGGAUCGAGUUGUUUGGCUCGCUGCCGGCCGAAAUGAGUUCUCGUGCCUUCAGCCGAGCUAAGGGAUAUUACUCUGGGCGCCGCGAGAUGCUUUUGUUCGGGAACAUCCCGCAAGCUGAACGUGACUCCUGGCACGACUUCCGUGUGAUUUGGGUAGGUGAUGCUGACCUCUUUGAGACCGAUUUUGCUAACCGCCAUUUAGNNAAAUACCUUACCGAGGAGGUGGAAUUCCACGCAGACACCAGCCAUACACAGGGUAUCAAGAGACAACCCGUUGAAGAGCUCGCCAACAACGAAGUUACUUUGAAAUAUGGCUAUCGCGGAUUCCGAAACGACAAUUACUCUUGGGCAAUCACGAUCAGGGAUGAUGAAAAUGGCCUACCAAGAGCAUUCUCAACAGUGCCUAUCAAGUCAGGCGCGUUCCUCGGCUUUCUACCAGGUUACUGUCGCUUCAAUCAUGAGCUAGAUGACCGCCAGAGUGGAGAAAUGAAGGAAUUCCUCGAAUCGGCUUGGCAAGGGCUUUUCUUCGAGUCUGAGCACCGUUCCGGCCUUCUCGGUUAUGCGGAAACUACAGACUUUGGCGCUGACGGCAAUGUCAUCGGUGGUUGGGAGCAGUUCACUGACGAUCUGNGUACGGACUCGAUGCCCUGGUGCAUCGUGGCGUUCGCAUACCGUGAUAUCCCUGCUCUGACACCCCUGGUAUUCUGGAAUCAUCUCAGACAUGGAUGGCAGAAAAGGGGUACCCGAUAA